Acipenser ruthenus (sterlet) is the source of this 7309-nucleotide messenger RNA. Its product is annotated as putative beta-lactamase-like 1. The transcript has 8 exons. Lineage: Eukaryota; Metazoa; Chordata; Actinopteri; Acipenseriformes; Acipenseridae. Bases 330 to 2033 code for a protein of 567 amino acids. The record is from RefSeq and is a predicted model, not a curated record.
UGUUAGUAGAGGGGGAAUCAGUCGGAUUAUACCACAAUCAGCGAAGGAAUGGUGCCCCUAAACCAUAUCCCAACCCAGCAUCCCGCAACAGCUGCUGCCAUAAAGAAGCCCCCCCUUAAAAUACGGCAUUUUGGAAUUUGUUUGAAAUUAGUUUAAUAGUUCUGACAGGAGUUUACUUUGAGGUGUUUUUCUGCAUUUAAAAAAACAAAAACCUGGUAAUGAAAAGCAUGAUGGAAUGGAACUCCAUUUCCUAUGUUGAUUGAGGGUUUGGUAGCCCCAAGGAAAAGCAGCCCACAGGGAGUGUCCAGGGCAUAACCAACAGUAUCAGGAUGGAGGUGAAGUGGACCCAACUGGGCAUGGUUUUCUUCCUGCUUCUGUCCAUCGUCAUGACUGGUUGCUUCCUGUGGCAGUACAAGCUUCCCAAGAUUGAGGAGGCUAACAGGUCAUCAGGCAAUGAUAAUGCUGAGCGAAUGUGCCCCCGAUUCCCUGAACCAGCCCCCCUGGAGCACCCCAUCCCCUCUCUCAAGGCGGCGCUUGAGAAGGUGGACAUGCUUCUUCGACACACCAUCCAUGCCACCAGCCUCCCAUCAAUGUCCGCCAUCGUCAUAUAUAAUGACACUGUCCUGUGGACUGGCAAUUUCGGCAAGAGAAAUGGAUCAGACCCGUUCUCUCCCCCACCUAACGAAUACACAAUCUACAGGAUCGCAAGCUUGUCCAAGAUUUUCCCCACACUCAUGCUGUACCGGCUGUGGGAGGAGGGGAAGGUGACAUCCCUAGACGACCCCCUGGAGAAGUACGUUGAGAACUUCACCAUCAAGAACCCCCUGGGGAAGGCCAAGGACUCGGAGCACAAGUACGUCACUGACGGGCUCAUCUUCCACGACAGUGGGGAAGUGCCCAUCCGGACCUCCUCCGUCACACUGCGCAGGAUGGCAAGCCAGCUCUCCGGUUUACCUAGAAGACUGCGAGCGACCAACCUACUAUGGAAGGGCAAGACACAGACAGCGAUCAAUCUGCUACAGGAUGAUGUCUUGGUGGCUGAUCCUGGUACAAGGUGUCAUUACAGUAACCUAGCCUUCUCCCUGCUGGCUCACGUCUUGGCAGAGAAGGUGGUGGGCUCCGACUACCAGCGCUGGAUCUCGGAAAACAUCCUGGACCGGCUUGGGAUGGAGGACACCGGCUUCGACAUCACACCCACCAUCCAGGCUCAGAUGGCAGUGGGCUUCUAUACCAGCGGGCACCCAGCCCCCCUCUAUGAUCUCGGCUGGUACCGUCCCUCGGGGCAGAUGUACUCCACUGCAGCCGACCUGGCCAAGUUAGCUAUGGUCUUCCUGGGUGCCUACCACCGCAAGCUCCUAGAGCCCGACACCCUAAAGAUCAUGCUUACUCCGCUUUUCCGCUGCGCCAAGGAUUACUUUGCCAACCGGACGGGCACCCCCUGGGAGGCCAACGAACAGCUGGGCUAUGAGGUGGUGCGGAAGGAUGGCGACUUGGAUGGCUAUUCUGCCACCUUCUCCCUGGUUCCCAGGCUCAAGCUGGGCUUGGUCGUCCUGAUGUCUGGCACCAGACCCCAAGACGAGGAUGUGGUAACCAAGGCUUAUAACUACCUUAUUCCAGCCAUGGAGACAGCUUUCCGAGAAGCCAGUCGAGUGCUGACCCCGCCUCCCAACCCGGUCUCUUAUGCUGGAUACUUCACCUACAGCAACAUCACCUUCUACGAGAUCAAACCCGGGCCAGACAGGGUCCUGAUCAUGCAACAGUUUGGUCCACACAUCGCGGAUCUGAUCCCAGAAAGGUACAGGACCAUAAAACUCCACUACCUGGAAGACAGGGUCUUCCAAGUGGUCUUUGAGAAAGAAUACCCCUGUGUCUUACAAGUCAGCACUGCCUCCGUCUCUCUGGAAGCUCAGGAUGGGCAGCUCUUUAACUUUUACCCCCUUGACAAGAAGGGUUUGUCUCCUGGAUUCGACGCUCCAGGACUCAACACUUACAACGUGGUCCGGAUUCCCCGCAGACCCACUUUUAACAUUUAAACUUUUCUUUAUGGAAGACAAGAAAGGAGUAAGAGUGGUGGGAUUUUUAGGAACCUGACAUUAAGAAGGAAUUUAUUUUUCUAUCUGUUUUCUAUGAACUGCUUGCUUGAUUUUUAGGGUAUGAUGGGGAAUUAAAAUGACACAAUAGCUGGGUUGUAAAAGGUCACACUAAAAAUAUACAUGAGAUUCAUUUUUUCACCCUUAUCAGAUAUCUGUCUUUCUUGUGCAGUUCAACACUGAUAGAGGCUUAAAAAGCCACUUUCCAAGGGUUUAAAGGUUUCCAGUCUUCUCACUACAUUUUAAUUACAUUGCUUCCCUGGUUAAGACACUGUAUGCAUUCUGCAUGGAACUGAAAAGUCAUCUCCUGUUAAUAAUCAGUCAUCUCUGCUUGACAAACAACCGUCUGCAGGUGCAAAAUAAUGUACAGGCCCCCUGCUUAUUGAAAUUCAUUGAAAUUGCUUUGAUAUCAUUUAUAUAUCCAGCACUGUUAGUAAAUGAAGAACUCAUGGUAAUAAGUACACCAUAUGGUUGAAUAAAUCUCAUGAUAAUUUGCUUUAUGAAAAUUCAGGUGCUAAUUCAUUACAAAAAUAUAAUAAGCAUUCACAGACAUGCAGUGAGAAAGGGAAGUUGCAAAUAGUUUUUUUUUUUAUUACUGUUUCACACAUAUACUCCAAGCAUCAUAGAAAAAACAGCGCUGUGCGUCACAAACAGUGUUUUAUAUUCAGCUUCAUGAAUUAAGUGCAGAUGGAAGACCCUUGGGUGUAUUUGUCUCAAACAAGACUCAAAACCUCCUGAAUAUAGCAAAUGGUUUAACCAAGCAGAAGCAAUGUCGCUUAAAACAACACUAACAUUUUGCAUUGUGGAUAUAGUCUGUUUUCCCAUUCUAUAAAUAUUCUCACAACACCUAUCUAUACAUCGGUAGAUGUGAGCACCACCUAAGGUCUAUUUGUGAUUUGCACCUGUAGCAUAUAUUAAAUUGGUGUUUAUAAUUUGGUUUGUUUUGUGUAUAAUUCUCUACACUGUAGGUUAGCCGAUUGAUGAAGGGUUUAGCAAAAAAGGACUAAGAUCCAAGAUCUUGCUGGAUCAAACAAACCUAAUCUAAUAACUGCCCAUACCACAGUAACUCAAUGGUUUAAUGGUUCUCUACCAAGGCUGUACUAUGGUAUACACCAAUGUCAGAAUGGUACAACAGUGGUAACAUUUUCAUAUUUGAUAUACCAAUAGUGUGUUAUCAACCAAUACAUCGGUGAUCUGUUGCAGUCACUGGAUCAUAUUCACACCAGUAUGCUUCUGUAUUGUGCAGUAGUUGUUCCAAAUCCAUUGUGUUGCCAUUGUUGAUGGUUAUCGUCCAAUGGUCAUGUGAGUAUUUUUUGAAGGCAGCAACAUGAGAAAUAUGCAGAAAUAAAAGAGUUUAUUAAUGUUCAGAAGUAAUUAUAUCCCCAAUCAGGUCAAUUCGCAACUUAAAUACAAAAUUGAAGGGGGAUUGUGGUAAGAAUAGCAGAAACAGAGACAGAAGACUGCAGUUCAGCACAGCCGUGCUUUUUUAUUAACACAACAAAACAAAACAAACAAACAAACAAGAAUAACCAAUUAAAUCAAUGCACCCAAGCAGAGAUAUCACAGAGCAGCAACAGGGAGCACAACCUGUUGCUAUCAGUCCUUUCCCUAAACUAAAUGAGCGGGCUCCCUUUAUAUACCAAAUGGUCAGGGAAAUCAAUUAAUCAGUCAACACCUAGCCACAUUCUGUAUAUGGAUUUGCCAGGGAUGGGAUGUUAACCUUUAUUUAUAACAAAAAAACACUCUUUAAAAGUGCAGGACCUCAGCCCUGCCACACGAAUAAGUUGUAAAUAGCAGAGACGUACCAAACGCAGGUAAUAAUUUAACAGCUGAUUAACCCCCUAGUUUUCAUUUUAGAUAUCUCUACAGCUCCCUUGAAAACAAUAAGAAAAGCCAGUCAGCUAAUGAAACAUCUCAUGGAUAACAAUCUGAAACAAUACUGAAACUGCUCUGCUCUGGAUUGUGAAUGAUCUCCUGCUUAAUGCUGAUGCUGCGGCUCCCUCUGUGCUUGUCCUCCUUGACCUAACAGCCGCUUUUGACACCAUAGAUCAUAGCAUUCUUCUUGACCGCCUUCAGAAGUAUGCUGGGAUCUCUGGAACCUGUCUCUCCUGGAUGUCCUCUUACCUAUCUGGACGUAUGCAGUCUGUUUUCUAUGCUGGACGCAGUGGUGUUGCAAACUCAGUCACUUGUGGUGCCCCUCAAGGGUCUGUUCUUGGGCCCCUUUUCUCUUCAACAUCUACAUGCUUCCCUUGGGUCACCUCAUCCGCCAACAGCCUCAUGUUUCACUCAUAUGCUGAUGACACCCAGCUCUACUUAAAACUCGACCCUGGAAGCCCCUCUGCCAUGGUCCUGCUCUCGGCUUAAAUUCAAGACAUCAAGGCCUGGCCUGCCAAUUUUCUUCAGGUCAACACUAACAAAUCUGAACUCCUUCUAGUAGAAUCUAAAACUCAACUUAAGAAUCUCAAUAUAGCUGCCCUGAACCUUAGAAACUGUCUGCUGCUGCCAUCCCCCACUGUACGAAGCCUUGGUGUACUUCUGGACAGCAACCUUUCCUUUGAUGCCCACAUCUCAUCUGUGGUCAAAUCUUCCUUCUACCACCUUCGAAACAUCUCCAAAGUCCGUCCCUACCUUUCCCUCCCGGAUGCGGAGAUCUCUGUCAUGCAUUUCUCUUCUCGACUUGACUACUGCAACUCUCUCUAUGGUGGUCUUCCGACACACGCCAUCAACUGACUCCAGCUAGUUCAGAAUGCCGUCGCAAGGAUCCUUACCAGAUGUAAAAAACGUGAUGCUCUCACCGUCGCACGCUUUAAAUCAACUCUCAAGACCCACUUGUUCUCUCUUGCUUUCCAUGCUCUUUAAGCCUGAUAUCUGUUAUUAGCUGCUGUGUCUUUGCUACUUCUGAUUUUUCACUACAUCUUCUUAUGAUUCUAUAUGACAUAUGCAGCCACAAUGUUUUAGACUUUUCACAUCCUAGCCUUGUAUUUAGUGUAUUAUGCUUUGUUUUUCACUGUAAUUAAUGUAUUAUGUUUUUUUUUUUUCUUUCUGUAAAUUGCUUUGUGAUGGUGGUCCAUUAUGAAAGGCGGUAUUUGGAGUAGUGGUUAGGGCUCUGGACUCUUGACCGGAGGGUUGUGGGUUCAAUCCCCAGUAGGGGACACUGCUGUUGUACCCUUGAGCAAGGUUAUUUAUCUAGAUUGCUCCAGUAAACACCCAACUGUAUAAAUGGGUAAUUGUAUGUAAAAUAAUGUGAUAUCUGUAUAAUGUGAAAUAAUGUACAAUGUGAUAUCUUGUAACAAUUGUAAGUCGCCCUGGAUAAGGGCGUCUGCUAAGAAAUAAAUAAUAAUAAUAAAGAUUGAUUGAUAAAAAAAAACUAGCAAAAACAAAUUAGAACUCGAAUUUACCUGUUUCCACUGGUAACUUUUUUUUUUUUUUCGCAACCAUAGCAACACUGUGUCAGUCACUUUUUUUUUGUCUUACCACCAAACUUUAUGGACUCUUGUGAUAGAUAUCUUACUUGCUCUGCUAUUAUAUGUCAUAAAAUGAUUUUUACCACUGACUUUUUAAAUGAAAUAUGUAUUUAAGUAAUGUGAAUAAACCAUUUUAGGUGAAAAUGUGAAAUGUUAGCCACUAACUCCCCAGGUAACUGAAAGAAAAUGUAAAUAUUCCUUGGCUAAGUCUUGUUACUGUUCCCUCUCAAAAAUUAUUAAUCAAAAUCCUAAUCGAAAGCGGCAGAACUGCUUACAGCAGGUUAUUGACUUAAAAUAAAUGGUGAAUCUCAAUGACUUAUUACAGUGGCUAAAUUAUUUCAAACCAAAAUAAAUAAUUAAUUGACAGGUUCUGUUUUUUGGUCCUAAUUUCUGAACAAAGAGCUACCUGAAACAUAUAUUUUUGCAUUAUAUUGAGUUAGCAACAGAGGAUCGCACCCAUGUCCCCUGUCUCAAGGUGCAGAAACCAGCACUUCCUGUGGAGCACACAUACAAUUCAUUACCAUCUGUAUUGGCCUCUAUUCUCAAACACAGGAAUCUGAGGAAGAACUGGCCCUCCACAGAAUGUGGGAAUUGAUAACAUUUGCUCCACACUUGUUGAAUAAACUUAUUCAAGUUUAUUCUCCACCUCCUGCCCUCAGAAAACCCUUCUCCAAUCAGAAAUAGAACAAUGGCCAAUGAGGAUCGCAUUCAUUAAAUUCAAUUGUGGAGAAUGUAUGCAAAUGAAUCAUUCAUGGUAUAAAUGUGCGCGUGUUCUCCCAGUGGAGUUGUAGUUUGAAUGGGACAAUCAGUAUCGCAACGCAAAUCCCUCCUUUUUGGUAAUCACACAUACAGGAAUACAUUCAGAUCUUUUCUCACUGAAUUCCCCGCUUUGACACAAAGUUAGGUACUUUUUUGUAGGUUAUUAUGAUUGGGUUUGCUUCUGAAACAACAAACAUUUAACACGCUAAUGAUCUCAAAUAAUAACACAAAAAAAUAGUUAUUUUUGCUUUUAAAUCAACAACUUAAGAUGCAGAAAUGCAAUACUGAGUUUGAGAGUGUGGUUAUAUACAUACAGACCUUUAGUAAGAGUUUGGAAAAAGUAUAGUUUCCGAUUUUAAAAGCAUCUAAAUACAUGUUUCUGAAUAUUGCUUGUGGGAAAAGUUCCUGCAGCCGUUUUAGGUUUUGUAAUACAAUAUCUGUUUUUGGCUGUAAAAAAACGCUAUAGGAAAAUAAUGGGUUAGCUUCACUAAUUUAGAAAAAGAUAAAUGAGUGCAUGAACUGUGGCAACAACAGACACAAUAAAGCGUUUUUUGUUGCAUUUUUUUCCUAUUAAAUAAGUUCCCUAAGUCAUUUCAGAGGCUGUUUUAGGUCAUGUAUAUUCAUAAUGAAAACUGGGAGUUCCCAAUGAUGACUUUCUCUCCCUGUGGAAAUUAUUCAGAUGCAACCUUGAGGCUGUCUCUGGAAUCUGAUCUGGAUAAUGGAAACAAAUGGAAAUGGUUCGAAUUUGAAUGUUAUAUGUUUAUCUUACAGGCCCCCUUGUUAAUCCACAAAAAUAAAUCCAUUAAGUAUAAGCUUUUGAGCGUUUCUUCAAAAAUGGAUCUGAGAUUUCAUUUAACCUGAUUGGUCAAUAUGAGGUCCCUUAUCUCUGGUAAAGGACCUUGAAUGUUAUCAUUGAAAUGAUGUUUAAUCCCUGUUCCAAAUAAAUCCACCGGAUAAUAUGUACAUAUACUUUUCAUUUAUGUAUUUUACCUUUUC